CAGCAAUUAGGGUUUCGAUUUUUCUCCAGAGAAUUGAAGUACAAUGAGACCUAUUUUUUGUGGAAAUUUCGAGUAUGAUGCUCGGCAGUCUGAUCUGGAGAGACUCUUCAGAAGAUAUGGGAAAGUCGACAGGGUUGAUAUGAAGUCUGGUAAGUCUGAUGUGUUUAGUUUUAACUUUUUGUUGUCAAAGUAUUAGUAUCUUUUAGCUAAUGAAAUUCUUUUAAAUAAACCUAGUUCUUUAAUAACCCUUCAUCUCUGAUGGUCAUCCAAGGUUCUCUUAAACCAUAGUUACCAUUUUUGGCAUGAUCUUAUUAACUCUUGGCAGGUUAAAAAUUAGAAGUCAAUUUUCUUUUUGCUAUGUGAAAUCAGUGGAGGCGAUCUAAGUCUAAAAGUAGCUUCCUUUCCUGUUUAAAUGUAAUUAAAGUUGGUGUCUGUUUAUAUGCUAAUGCUAUUCAUACAUAAGGAUAGUAGAAUACUACUUCAUAGUCAUUUGCACUGUGUUUUGGAGAAGCAAAUGUAUCAACAAGGGCUUGGGUCUGCUUUAACAAAUCACUACCAUGUGAUUUCUGUUCCUCAAGGAGUAUAAGUGCUGGAAUGUUAUGAUAUAAGAACUGCAGACUGAAUAGUACCAGACAAGGAACUGAUCCGGUGAAAAAUUGCCUCGUUAUGCAAUUAUAUUGAUAUUUUCAUGACUAGUGACAGAGUGAUGGUAGGAUGCAUAGGUAAGUUUUCAUAUUCGUCAAUAAAAUAUAGUAGAGAUCAGUGAUCAUCUUUUGAGAAGACAAAUGGAGUGGAAGAAGGCUGCGGUUACUAGGCAUUGGGAGGUCUCUGUGCUCACUGAAGUGACUUCAGUUCAAUACCAUGUGAACUUGCACCUGGGCGACAAAAGUGAUGCUUUGUUCCCUUACAUGGGCUGUUGGAAUGUUUUAAAAUAAGCAAAAUAUAUCUUUUCUAAGUCUGAGAACCCCCCCAUAUUCAACUGAUUUUUUGGCGCAGGAUCUCAUUGCAAUAUCGAUACAUUUCCCAGCUGAUGGAAGGGUUUCAUCUGCAUUUCAUUUCCUGACAGUGACAAGCAUCAUCUUCUAACUUCCUAGGAGAGCUCUCUGAUCAUCCAUGACAUCACCAUCACGCAUUUUCAUGUGUCAUUCUUGACUUCAUUCCUCAUGACUUUAGCCCAACCUACAUUUUUCCACGUUACACGCAGACCUCGAAGUUGAGGCAGCUGAAUAAGUCAGAGAAGGCACACACUUUACCUUGUGCUGUAAUGGAACAUCCACCUUUGGAUAGUUGUUCAUUGACAUUGCUCACUUCGUUGGCUAAGGUCUGUUACUGAUUAAACUGGUCAAUAGUUUGGGUACCUAGGGCAGGUCUUUUCGUAAUGUUACCAGACAACAUGGAAUGGGUUUGCCCAUCUAUGAUGGAUCAUUAGAUACUUCUGAAGAGGUUUCCUACAAAUUGGCUGCAGUAAACAGUUUAAGGAUUGGUGAUAUUAAGAGAAGGCUCUUGAACAUUUUUUUGUUAUCAGGUUUUGCUUUUGUCUACAUGGAGGAUGAAAGGGAUGCUGAGGAUGCAAUUCGUGCACUUGACCGAAUUGAAUUUGGUAAGAAGGGUCGUCGACUUCGUGUUGAGUGGACCAAGCAAGAACGGAGUAGCAGGCGGCCAGAAAGCUCCAAAAAAACUUCAUCUAACACAAGACCCUCAAAGACCCUCUUUGUCAUAAACUUUGAUCCGUAUCAUACAAGAACAAGAGAUUUAGAAAGGCAUUUUGAUCCUUAUGGAAAAAUAUUAAAUAUACGGGUGAGGAGAAAUUUUGCGUUCAUUCAGUUUGAAUCUCUGGAAGAUGCAUCAAAAGCUUUGGAUGCUACUAACAUGAGCAAAUUGUUGGAUCGUGUUAUUACGGUUGAAUUUGCUAUCAAGGAUGAUGAUGAUAGGCGAAACGGAAAUAGCCCUGACCGAGUUCGUGACAGAUCACCUAGGAGAGGCUAUGAUAGGGCAAGAUCUCAGAGUCCGUACAGGAGAGAGAGGGGCAGUCCUGAUUAUGGGCACAGUCGUGGCCGUAGCCCAAGUCCGUAUCGCAGAGAGCGAGCAAGUCCUGACUAUACUCGUGGGAGUAGCCAGAGCCCCAAUAGGAAGGAAAGGGGGAGCCCCAAUAGGAAGGUAAGGAGGAGCCCCAUUAGGAGAGAGCGAGCAAGUCCUGACUAUACUCGUGGGAGUAGCCAGAGCCCCAAUAGGAAGGAAAGGGGGAGCCCCAAUAGGAAGGUAAGGAGGAGCCCCAUUAGGAAGGAAAGGGAUAGCUCGGAUAGGAAGGAAAGGGAGAGUCCCGAUAGGAAGGUAAGGGGGAGCCCGGAUAGGAAGGAAAGAGGGAGCCCGAAUAGGAAGGAAAGGGAGCAUAGACGCGAUCAUGAGCGGAGUCCAAGUCCUGAGAAGGAGGAGGGAGAGACUACUGAUCACAACAAUGAACAAAGCUUAAGCCCUCAAACAAAGAAUUCCAAUGGUGAUAUAAGCAAUGGCCUGAAUCCAGGAAAGAGUGGAAGUCCCGGGUAUGAUUGUGUGCCCGGUGCAAGUCCUCAAAGAGAGAAAACUGAGAAGGCAUCUAACCCUGAUGAAUUUGCUCGUGAGAGAUCUCCAGCUUACAGUGAUGGAGAAAGCCCCCCGCCCGAUAGAUUUGGGAGCCAAUCACCCGGGGCACGGGAAAAAUAUUGAUUGCCGCCAUCUGCAACUGUGAUUGUUCCAUAGAAGGUAUGUGCUAGAUACUGCAGCUUCAGCAAGUCUUGCAAGUGACAUUUAUUAGCUAUUAUCUUUCUUUUGUAUGCACAUUGCUAUGUUAUAUUCAACUUCUGCAUCUGGACUUAACAGAAUGUAACGUUUUGCUUCUAUUUUCUUCCACCAACAUUCUCAAUGUUCCUAUGGUUUAUGCUA
Salvia splendens (bonfire salvia) is the source of this 2919-nucleotide messenger RNA. RefSeq names its product serine/arginine-rich splicing factor RS40. Gene Ontology annotation, molecular function: RNA binding. Bases 1399 to 2703 code for a protein of 434 amino acids. The transcript is spliced from 6 exons. NCBI's taxonomy places the organism in Eukaryota, Viridiplantae, Streptophyta, Magnoliopsida, Lamiales, Lamiaceae. The record is from RefSeq and is a predicted model, not a curated record.